Messenger RNA from Malania oleifera, 640 nucleotides. RefSeq lists its product as uncharacterized. The transcript is spliced from 2 exons. NCBI's taxonomy places the organism in Eukaryota, Viridiplantae, Streptophyta, Magnoliopsida, Santalales, Ximeniaceae. The record is from RefSeq and is a predicted model, not a curated record. The coding region runs from base 1 to 444 and encodes 147 amino acids.
AUGCAAAUUUAUGUUUUUGUAUUUGAAUUCGAGGAAUUCAAUUACAAAUGCACUGUUAGGAUUUCAUUUUUGAAGUGCAAAUUUGAAUUCCUAAGAGAAGCUCUGUUGGUCAAUGCUCCCAGAAGUCUUCAUAGUCGGAAGCUCCCACCUCUCUGCCGUGACCUCAUUUUCCAUAGCUGUAGUUCUAGAAAACUCGCAAUCAGUCGACCAUAUCCUCCUGCACUGCCCCUGGACCAGGAAUCUUUGGAGCAUGGCCUUCUCCUUGACCAGGCAGCGAUGGGCCACUGCCAGCUCUGUGGGAGGGGAAUCUUGGGCUUGGAAAGGUAUUCAAGCCACCAAAGAGAAGAGGAAGGCUUUGACUCUCAUCCCUCUUGCCAUCCUUUGGGGUGCCUUGAAAUUGGAAGGAAAGAAACAAUCAGGAUCAAUUACGCCCCUUCAGAUUAGUAAAGAUUAGUAAGUUGCUACUGUUACCAGCUAGCACUGUGGCCAGUUUUUGAAUGGUCAUAAUGUAAUUCUUGAUUUUUGUGACACCCUGCAGGGUGACUGAUCCUUGUUCUAUUUGAAUACUGGGUUGGCACCCCAUUGAUGCACUGUUAAUAAAUUUUUUUCGCCAAUAAAAAAAAAAAUCUAUUAGUUAAUA